AUGGACGAGACGGCCUUCAAGCUCCUCUGGCUGGCCCAGUGGAAGCUCCAACAGGAGUCGGAGCACAUGGAGCCCAAGCUUACCAAGAUGAUUGGUCACCUUUCCGUGUAUCAGAAAGCGGCCCAGUAUAUGGAGGAACAUGACGUGAGCAACCUCACUAUUUGGGCUCCCACGCAAGAUGUUGACCAUGGCCAGGUGGAGGAUACCAUAUUCGGCAAAGAGGAUCGUACCGAUGUCCUAGAUGAAUUCUCGGAGCUCUUGACGCACGAUUCAGCUGAACUCUCUCAACAAUCAGAAGAGCCAUCAAGAACCACAAGCUCAGUCCUGGUCACCGAGGUUGAAGUUGACGCCGAAGGCGAAAGAAACCCUUUCUCCGACGACGAAGAGGUCUCCAGUCGAGGAGAGGAUGACAUGGACUGGAGCAGCGACGAAGAAACAGAGUUUGGCAGUGUGUCGAGCUUCGACGAGGAGAAUGAUGCCGACAGUGGAGACAUUGCCAACCAUCGCGCACUAGAAGAGAAAAAGGGUGAUGUGGAUAUGGACCCUAUCUGGAGGCUCCAAGACCGCGAGACGGAUCUACCUCCUGAUUUCGAUGGCUGGUCGCGAUAUUUUCCUCCGCUGGUACGGCCUGGCACUCCUUCACCCACGGCAAUCGAUGGUAUUGCCAUCGUCGGGGCUUCGUGA
Molecule: messenger RNA, 684 nt
Organism: Cladophialophora psammophila CBS 110553
Lineage: Eukaryota; Fungi; Ascomycota; Eurotiomycetes; Chaetothyriales; Herpotrichiellaceae
Exons: 1
Coding region: 1-684 (227 amino acids)
Source: RefSeq, a predicted model, not a curated record